AUGACGGUUUCGAGUUCUUUUCUUUCUCACAAUGAAGCGUUCGAUCGAGUCAUUGGCGCCAAUCCGACUCUAGAGCUUAUCGCCGAAAAUGAAGCCUACCCUUUUGCUCACGAGGCGGGAGUCUACGUACCUUUGUCCAACACGUGGUUCAUCACGAGUAAUCGAUUUACUAAUUCAGAAACAGGUCAGCAAGAAAGUCAUAAUAACAAGAGUGUUGUUGGACGGUGUCGACAGGGCGGGUACGGCAACAUGCGAGGAGAUAAACACCACUCCAACCGCGAUCCUAUGGCCAUUGGCGGGAUAAAUUAUCGAGGAGGCAUUCUCAUCUGUGCCCAGGGUUCCAUGAAUUCACCCAGUAGUCUAUACCAUAUGUCUUCCCAGCCACCGUAUUCGACAACCCUGAUGAAAAGUGACUUUUACGGGCGUUCUUUCAAUUCAGUCAAUAAUGUUGUCAUCCAUAGUGACGGUAGUAUCUGGUUUACUGACCCGAUAUAUGGGUUUGAACAAGGGUAUCGACCAGCCUCAAGAUUACCGAAUCAGAUAUACCGAUUUAACCCGGCGGAUGGCAGCAUUCGGGCCACGGCAGACGGCUUCGGCAGGCCAAAUUUCUCCCCAGAUGAAAAACAGAUACACGUCACAGAUACAGACUGGAUACAUGGAGACGGGACUACAAAUAAUACGCGAGCUUCCUCUAUUUACGCUUUCGAAGUAACGGUCUAUCACAAUCAGCCAUUCCUAACAGGCCGCCGUCUUUUCGCCAUGGCUGACACCACAAUCCCCGAUGGUAUCAAAUGUGAUCCAGCGGGAAACGUUUAUAGCGGUUGUGGCGAUGGUGUCAAUGUCUGGUCACCAGGUGGUGUACUUCUAUGUCGGAUCUUGGUCGAAGGAGGAGUUGCCAACUUCUGCUGGGGAAGAGAUGGAGAGAUGUUUUUGAUGAAUGAACAUCGACUUUAUAGAGCGAAGUUGACUGGAGAAGACACAAAAGGCGCUGUUAUUGGGGUUUGA
Molecule: messenger RNA, 1005 nt
Organism: Talaromyces rugulosus
Lineage: Eukaryota; Fungi; Ascomycota; Eurotiomycetes; Eurotiales; Trichocomaceae
Exons: 2
Coding region: 1-1005 (334 amino acids)
Source: RefSeq, a predicted model, not a curated record